AACGAGUUUCUGAGUUCAAGUCUGAGUCACCAAUGGCUAUCGAGGCAUGGUUCAUGGAUGAAAACAAUGAGGACAAGAGGCUUCAUCAUAAACGCAAUCCCAACGAGCCCGUUUCUUUGGAGCACUUAGCAGAGUUGGGGGUGUUAUAUUGGCACUUGAACCCUGAAAAUUAUGAGAACGAUGAGGAAUUGCAGAAAAUUAGAGAAGACAGGGGUUACAGCUACAUGGAUUUACUCGAUCUAUGCCCGGAGAAAGUUGCUAACUAUGAGGAAAAGCUGAAGAACUUUUACACGGAACAUAUACAUGCUGAUGAAGAGAUCCGCUACUGCUUGGAAGGUUGUGGUUAUUUUGAUGUUCGAGACAAGGAUGAUCACUGGAUUCGAAUCUGGAUCAAAGCAGGAGAUCUCAUUGUUCUUCCUGCUGGAAUCUACCACCGGUUCACUCUUGACACCAGCAACUAUGUUAAGCUGAUGAGGUUGUUUGUGGGAGAGCCUGUAUGGACAGCGUAUAAUCGGCCGCAAGAAGAGCACCCAGCAAGGAAGGAGUACAUUAAGGGUUUCACUGAGAACGUUGGGGUGCCACUAAAAGCUCAUUGAGCUUCUGAGUAAUCUCGAUUAUGUUAUGGUAUCUCUCUAUAUAUGCUAAACUUUGUCAAACCUUGUGAAUUUGAACAUUGAAAUGAUAUAUCGAACCCAAUUUAAUACAAUAAAAAUGUAAUA
Molecule: messenger RNA, 719 nt
Organism: Rubroshorea leprosula
Lineage: Eukaryota; Viridiplantae; Streptophyta; Magnoliopsida; Malvales; Dipterocarpaceae
Source: the annotation of a GenBank genome assembly